AUUUUAUAUUACUAUAUUAUUAGUCGAAAGGUCGAUACCGAAAAUUUCAAGUCCAAAAAAAACGAAUGAAAAACCAUUAGAUGUUCUAACUUCUAAACAAGAAGCUAAUUGGCAUAUAUCUAUUAGUCCGGAUGGUGAGAACGUUCUUAUGUUUGAUCAUGAUGAACUUGAAUUUAAAAUUAUUCCUAUAAAAAAUAUAAAUGAUUCUUACGAAAAAGAAUCUUAUAAUGUUAAAUCCGGAUUUAAAAAAGAAAAAUCUAAAAAUGAUUAUCCUAAAUGGAUAAUAGCAAUUUCGAAUUCAAUUACAAAUACUCUAAACGAAAAAGAAGUCUUGGUGGCCAUAUCUCGUGUUACAAAAUCUGAUACGACAAGUCCUGGCAAGAAAAAUCUUAAUAAUGAAAAUCUUACUAGUACUAAUUCUAAUGAGUUUGAAGAGAAAGAACCUGAACCGGUUGAAAUUGUUACUACUGAUACUACUGCUAAUGAGGGAAAUACUGUUAUUUAUAAAAUAAAAUUAAAUCAAAAAUCAAAACCUGAACGAAUAUGUAGUGAUUUACCUGGUGGAAUCGUUAUUUUCGUUCAUAAUGAUAAAAAGAAUUAUAUUUAUUGUCUCAUCUUUAACGUAAAAGGAAUUUUUAGAAAAAAGUUUACUCAUGAUUUAAGUGGUAAAAGAAUGAAACAAUUUUAUUAUCCAAAAAGGCUUCAAGAUGAUUUAAAUACUUUAUAUAAAAGGAAAUCAUGUAUAACAAGAUUAUUUAAUAGUAUUUUUGAUCAUUAUUUUUUUAUUGAACAAUAUAAAGGAGGUACUCAAGUUUUACAGUUGUAUGAUUUAAGAACUAUGGAAAUGAAACAAUUCUUUAAUUUACAUGUAAGAAAGUCACAUGUAAGAAAGUCAUUAAGAAAAUUCGGUACUCCUAUAUUUGCAAGAUCAAAUGAUGAAAAAAUUAUCGCUUUUUCGUUCGGUUUUGGAAAGUUGUUUCUUUUCCUUGUAGAAAAUGGUUUAGAAAUAGCUUCUGAAGAUUUUGGAAAAGGUGUUAAAAUAUUAUUUUGUGAUUUUAUUAAUAAUGAUAAAACUAUAAUAGUAAUAGUUCAAAAAUCGGAAUCGGAAUGUCAAAUUUUAUAUUGGAAUUUAUUUAGUACAAGUAAUCAUGUUAAAUCUGGAAGAAAAGUUAAUUUUGUAACGGAUGAAGAAAAUAUUUCUUCUAUUGCAAGAAUUCCUGGAAAACUCAUUACUGUAGAUACUUACGGAAAUAUUUCUUCAGUAUUUGAUCGUUUGAUUAAUAAUUGUGAUCCUGAAGAAGAAGGUAAAGAAAUUCAUAGCAUAGUUAUUCAUAAUGAUAACAGUAAAUUAGUAGAGUCGCCUAGAAAAAUGUCAUGUUCUAAGUCUAAAAAUGAGCAUACGAUAUAUUCACUAUAUUCCCAAAAUAAAACAAAACCACUUGUAAGUAAAGAGCCAUGGGUGAUAGAUGUUUAUGAUCGAACUUCUGUAUUUCUUGAUAAAGAAGAAACUACGCAAUUGUUUAUCGGAAGAAGUACCAUUCAAGUGUGGCGUAAAAUUGCUGGAAAUAAAAAGGUAGAACUUGAAUAUAUUUGGGCCAAUAAUGUCAAAGCAAAUAGAGAAGAAACAUGUGCGUUAAAAGUUGAUGAAUUAUAUAUUGGAGAUAGAUCCUUUUAUAUUAAGGUUAGAUGGGACGAAUUAAAGGAUAAUGAAUUCUUUGAAGUUAAAUGGCCAUAUAGUGAUAAUCAUGUGACUCCAAUAAUACAUGCUUGUGAUGCUUUUGAACAUUUAAAUUAUCGAAGAAACAAAUUGGCUGGAAAUAAAAAACAACAUGUAUUUGAGGAUAUGAAAGAUCGUAUAUCUUACAUCAUUUGGAGAUUUAUUAAAAAUAAACCAAAUAUUUGGCGAUUAAUGGAUGUACGUUUUGAUAUUAUGGCAAAAGUUAUAAUUGGAGGUUCAAAUACUUUGAUUAAAUAUAUUUUAUUUGGGGAUGGAAAAGAUAAGAAUUGGAAUUUACACAUUCCUAAAAUAAAUCGAUGGGAGAAUGAAGACGAAAAAAAAUUUAAAAUAGAAACUAUUGAAAAGAAAGGAGAGACGAGAAUAAAAAAUUUAAGUGAUUUACAAAUCGCGAUCCGUUUAUGUAAAAAAGGUCUUGAGUGUAACCGUAGAUCUUUAAUUGUCGCUUAUUUACUUGAAUACUACACGGAAAACUCACUUAAACACAUCGGUUGGCUAUCUACUGUUUCGGAAGCGUUACCAGAUUUAAGUAACAAAUGUAAUCUAAGUUUAAAGCUUCAUUAAAGAAAUAUUCUUUAAAAGAUGUAUCUCAGGCGUUGAGAUAUCCGACGUGAUCGAUUAUACCGAUCUUACACCUAAAGAAAUCGAAGUUACUGUAAAAGAAUCACAAGAACUUAUAGCAUUUAAUCCAAAUACAAAACUUAUUUCAAAAGACGAAACACAAAAAUCAAUUAGUUUAUAUUUGAAAGAAUUUUACGCAAAUAUAUUCUCAAGUACA
Messenger RNA from Rhizophagus irregularis DAOM 181602=DAOM 197198, 2513 nucleotides. Lineage: Eukaryota; Fungi; Glomeromycota; Glomeromycetes; Glomerales; Glomeraceae. The record is from RefSeq and is a predicted model, not a curated record.